This is a messenger RNA of Cercopithifilaria johnstoni, 771 nucleotides long. The record is from the annotation of a GenBank genome assembly. NCBI's taxonomy places the organism in Eukaryota, Metazoa, Nematoda, Chromadorea, Rhabditida, Onchocercidae.
AUGGAAGUACAGCUUUUAGCUUUAGUGGCUCAAACGGUAAUCAUGGCUGUUUUAGCAGUGGUUGCAGUACAUUUCUGGUUUUGUCCUACAGAUAUAAACAAAAUGGAAGGUAAUGUAGUGGAUUCAGAUGGCAAUGAGAAUGAAAACUUUAGAGAUGUUGAAGAAUCAGCGGGUAACGAAAUUGAUGAAGAAGAAAUUGAUGAAUCCGAAGAUAGCCGAAAAGAUUUCGCAUCAUUUACACCAGAUGAAGAACAAAAGAGAAUUUACAUGGAAGAAAUGUGGGAAAUGGCUAAAGAACAGAGAAAAAACGAAGAAAUGAAAGAUAUGAAUAAGAAAUUAGAAAUUAAAUUAAUGGAUGCACGUGAAAUGGAACUUUUGCGUAAGAUGACAACUGAAUCUGAACGACAAAUGACAGCUAUUUGUAAGGGUGCGCAAGAUCAAUGGUUUGGUAUAAUUGAAGCUUGCAAGCAUAGUGUUUAUGUGAAUAAUCUUAAUCUAGGAACAAGCAGAAAGGAAUUGAAGGAUCAUUUUGCAAGUUGUGGAACUAUUACAACUAUUGAAUUUUGCAAAGAUACAGUUAAUUAUCGUUUUAUUGGGAUGAGCUCUGCUCGGAUAGAAUUCAUUGAUAUAUCUGCCAAAUUAAAAGCAUUGGAUCUUACAGGCACACUUUUAAAGGGUAACAAAAUUGAUGUAACAAAUGUUCCUGCUCCAAUAGCGCGUUAUCGAAGUCGUCGUUUGUGCUACAGGUGGUUUAAUAACCGUCAGUACUAA